AUGGUUUCACUUAACGAAGAUGGCAAAGCGUAUCACCAAAAUGUGGAGUCACACCAGCAGGUCUUCUUCGUGUAUGAUCCUUUAGUCUGUACAAAGGUGAAGGACGAAGAUGCCUCCAGCGGUGUCCGAGCAUUUGGGUGCACCCGAGACAGUCCACACAGAUGCGCGCUUUUGCUAGGUGCGCGAUAUUGGGUAGUACAUCGAGAAAAGUGCGACAGAGUUCAACGAGUCGACAUAGGAAUUGGGACAGCAGCUCCAGUUCGUGCAGUGCGUGGAUCAGGGGGCUCUCCAGAUUCGCCUGUCGAGCACUUUUUUUCGUUUUUCAGGCGAGAUGUCGACCAGACGACACCGGCGAAGUACAUCUGA
Messenger RNA from Eimeria necatrix, 366 nucleotides. RefSeq lists its product as hypothetical. The coding region runs from base 1 to 366 and encodes 121 amino acids. NCBI's taxonomy places the organism in Eukaryota, Apicomplexa, Conoidasida, Eucoccidiorida, Eimeriidae. The transcript is spliced from 2 exons. The record is from RefSeq and is a predicted model, not a curated record.